AUGGCGCGUCAUUGGAGAGGGACGAUGAUGGCGGCGGUCGGUGCACCAGAAGUGAUCACACAGCUGGAAAGCGCUGCCAAAGUUUUAAUGGCACCGCCGUCCAUGGUCAGCACAGAACAGAGGCAGCAUGCUGAACACAUAUUUCUCUCCUUCAGGAAAUCCAAAUCCCCUUUUGCCAUCUGCAAGCACAUCUUAGAGACCAGUAAGGUGGACUAUGUGCUGUUCCAGGCAGCCACGGCCGUCAUGGAGGCGGUGGUGCGGGAGUGGAUCCUGCUGGAAAAGACCAGCAUCGAGUCUCUGCGGGCAUUUCUCCUCACCUACGUCUUACAGAGACCCAACCUGCAGAAGUAUGUCCGUGAGCAGAUCCUGUUGGCUGUGGCAGUCAUUGUGAAGAGGGGCUCUCUAGACAAAAGUAUCAACUGUAAAAGCAUCUUUCAUGAGGUCGGACAGCUCAUCAGCAGCGGGAACCCCACCGUGCAAACGCUGGCCUGCUCCAUCCUCACCGCCCUGCUCAGUGAGUUCUCCAGCUCCAGUAAGACCAGCAGCAUCGGCCUCAGCAUGGAGUUUCACGGCAGCUGCAAGCGUGUGUUCCAGGAGGAGGGCCUGCGUCAGAUCUUUAUGUUGACCAUGGAGGUGCUGCAGGAGUUCAGCCGCAGAGAAAACCUAAAUGCGCAGAUGUCGUCUGUCUUCCAGCGCUACUUGACUCUGGCCAACCAGGUCCUCAGCUGGAACUUCCUGCCACCAAAUUUGGGGCGCCACUACAUCGCCAUGUUUGAGGCCACACAGAACGUCACGCUCAAGCCCACGGAGUCCUGGAGGGAAGCACUGCUGGACACCCGUGUCAUGGACCUCUUCUUCACAGUACACAGGAAGAUUCGGGAGGACUCAGACAUGGCCCAGGACUCCCUGCAGUGCCUGGCCCAGCUGGCCUCCAUGCACGGGCCCAUCUUCCCCGAUGAGAGUGCCCAGGUGUCCUACCUGGCCCAUCUAGUGGAGGGCCUGCUCAGCAUGAUCAACGGGAUUGAGAUUGAGGACUCAGAGGCCGUGGGCAUCUCCAAUAUCAUCUCCAAUCUGAUUACCAUGUUCCCUCGAAGUACUUUAACAGCACUGCCCAGCGACCUCUUCACAUCCUUCAUCAACUGCCUCACGCUUCUCACCUGCUCGUUUGGACGCAGUGCCGCCCUAGAGGAGGUGCUGGAUAAGGAUGACAUGGUUUAUAUGGAGGCCUACGACAAGCUGCUGGAGUCGUGGUUGACGCUCGUUCAGGACGAGGAGCAUUUUCCUCGCGGUUGUUUCGUCCAGCCGGCAAUCCAAGUCUUUAACUCAUACAUCCAGUGUCACUUGGCUGCUCCUGACGGCACCCGGAACCUGUCAGCGAAUGGCAUAUCGUCUCAUGAAGAGGAGGAGAUCAACGAGCUGCAGGAAGACGACAGAGAGCUGUUCUCGGACCAACUGUCGAGCAUUGGCAUGCUGGGACGUGUAGCUGCGGACCACUGUAUCCCCCUGCUCACAACCCUGCUGGAGGACCGGGUGACACGGCUGCAUGGUCAACUGCAAAGGACCCAGCAGCACCUCAUGGCCUCAUCUGAUCCCGGAUCAGUGGAUCGCAAAGUUCUGGAUGACCUCUAUGAGGACAUUCACUGGCUUAUACUGGUCACAGGGUAUGUACUAGCAGACGACCCUCAGGGUGAAACCCCACUGAUCCCCUCUGAGGUGAUGGAGUUUUCCAUCAAACACUCAACAGAAGUGGACAUCAACACAACACUGCAGAUCCUGGGGUCACCAGGAGAGAAGGCCUCAUCCAUACCAGGCUGCAACCGCACAGACUCUGUCAUCAGGCUGCUGUCAGCGGUGUUGCGGACGUCAGAAGUUGAAUCCCGGGCAACGAGAGCGAGCCUGACGGAGCUUCUGAGCCCACAAAUGGGGAAAGACAUCAUGUGGUUCCUCAGACGUUGGUCCAAGACGUACCUGCUGGUGGAUGAGAAGCUCUAUGAGCAGAUCAGCAUCCCCCUGAGCACAGCGUUCGGUGCAGACACAGAGGGAGCCCAGUGGAUUGUGGGAUAUCUUCUAGAAAAGGUGAUCAACAACCUUUCUGUGUGGAGCUCAGAGACCGAACUGGCAAACGACACGGUGGAGCUGCUGGUGACACUGGUGGAGAAGAGAGAGAGGGCCAACAUCGUGGUGCAGUGUGAGAGCUGGUGGAACCUGGCGAAGCAGUUUGCCAGCCGCAGCCCUCCCCUCCACCUGCUGUCCAGCUCCGUGCAGAGGUCUCUGAUGAAAGCUCUCGUGCUGGGAGGCUUUGCACACAUGGACGCUGACGCCAAGCAGCAAUACUGGGCUGAGGUGCUCCACCCUCUCCAGCAGCGUUUCCUCAACCUCAUCAACCAGGAGAACUUCGCUCAGAUCAGCCAGGAGGAAGCUGUCAAACAGGAGAUCGUGGCCACGUUAGAGGCGCUGUGCGGCAUCGCAGAGGCAACGCAGAUCGACAACGUGGUCUCGCUCUUCUCUUUUCUCAUGGACUUCCUGUCCAGCUGCAUCGGCCUCAUGGAGGUCUACAGCAACACGCCAGAGACGAUCAACCUCAUCAUCGAGGUUUUUGUUGAAGUGGCUCACAAACAGAUCUGUUACCUGGGAGAGACCAAGUCCAUGAAGCUGUACGAGGCGUGUCUGACGCUGCUGCAGGUCUACUCCAAAAACAACCAGAGCAGGAAGCGAAGCGACGCCACAGCUGAGGAGGACCAGUACCAGGACCUGCUGCUCAUCAUGGAGCUGCUCACGAACCUGCUCUCCAAAGAGUUCAUCGACUUUAGCGACACCGAUGACGUGUUUAGAAAUCAAGACCAAGGAACGCCUGCGUCCAAUCGGACAGUAUCGGCAGCAGAUGUGGUUCUCUAUGGUGUCAACAUUGUUCUUCCACUCAUGUCUCAGGACCUGCUCAAGUUCCCCUCUUUGUGUAACCAGUAUUACAAGCUCAUCACCUUCAUCUGUGAGAUCUUUCCAGAAAAGAUCCCACAGCUGCCCGAAGACCUCUUCAAAAGCCUCAUGUUCUCCCUCGAGCUGGGAAUGACCUCGAUGAGUUCAGAGAUCAGCCAGCUGUGUUUGGAAGCUCUGUCACCUCUGGCUGAGCAGUGUGCGAAAAACCAGGAGAAGGACACGCCCCUCUUCAUCGCCACCCGUCACUUCCUCAAGUUGGUGUUUGACAUGCUGGUCCUGCAAAAACACAACACAGAGAUGACGGUGGCUGCAGGAGAAGCUUUCUACACACUCGUGUGCCUGCACCAGGCGGAGUACUCAGAACUGGUGGAGACUCUGCUCUCCUCACAGAGAGACGCCGUCAUCUACCAGCGGCUGGCUGACGCCUUCAACAAGCUGACAGCCAGCAGCACGCCGCCCACCAUGGACCGCAAGCAGAAAGUGGCCUUCCUCAAGAGCCUGGAGGAGUUUGUGGCCAAUGUGGGCGGCCUGCUCUGCAUGAAAUAACCACUGGAAACCGACUCCGCCUCCAGUCAUCGUUUUGAAAAGCAACCAAUCAAAAAAAACAAAACCACCUGCUUCAUCCCUAAGAACUAUGGGUAGAAGAGACGGCUCGAAGCCUGUGAGGAACUCUGUCUCUCUGCCUGCAGGGAUCCAUCUCAUGCCUGAAUGUCGAACAUGUUGUCGCCUCCUCGGAUUUCUUUUUCGUUUUGUUUUCCUUCCCAUCCAUGUCACCCCAGGCCCCGCCCUUCCAUCACAAUUGACGGACUUGAUGACGAUGAUGUGGUUACCAUGGAGACAAAAAACUGCAGAGCAGAUGGACUCAGCCUGAGGAUCCUGCCCUGCUCACUGAAAUGACAGAGCACUGGCCAUCAUGGCGACGAGAGGUGGAGCGGCAGCUGAUGUCAACGACCUCGUGUACCUGGAGGCUGCCAGAGCACAUGCAGACACACACACACACACACACACACACACACACACAGUGACUGAGGGUAAAACAUGUCGCUGUUAGUGGAAAUUUAAUACAUUUUUCCUUUUUUUCCAGAGUGAGGUUUUGUAGUUCAGGGUGUUAGAGGGGCCAUUUUGUUUCAAGAAUGCCAUGUUGACCCCCUCCUACCCAAUGUACACACACAUACACACUUCAUAUUAACAGUUUCCGUUCUUAGGCACACACACACACACGCAUAUAUGCCACCCCAAUCCUUCCCAGAGUGCCUUUUGUUUUGUUGAUUGUCCUGUGUGUGCGUGUGUGAAUCGUGUCAUACAUCAACUGAUAACAAACAACAACUGUGCCUGUCAUUCGCCAAGAAUACGGCAGAUGCACACACACACACACACACACACACACACACACACACACACACACACACACACACACACACACACACAAAACGCACAUGCACACACAUGCAAAAUGUUGCCAUGACAACAAAGGUUUGUCUGGCCUGGCUGUCUUUGGGGUUGCUGAACCACACAGCACAGGAGGACGUUUUUUGUUGGCGAUGACAGAAAACCAAAAUCGAAAUAUAAUGUUUUCAAAUCAGAACCUGACAAAUGUUUGUUCAAAAAACAACAAAAAAAAACCAUGACUGAAAUGUUUUUAUAAGCCAGUUGAUGGCAGAAAGAGUCGAUUGAGUUCAACAUUGUAUGAAUUCAGCUGGGGGGAGCAACGUUCAUGUGUUGACCUUUGCAGUUUGAUAUUUUUUCUCUAUUUGGAUUGUAGUAUUACGUUGCGGCUCCCCUUCCAUCCAGACAGAUGAAGGCCCAAGAUGGAUCGGGCCUCUAAAGUUUAGCAGAUCAAUUUCAGUAGUAUUUUUCUACAGCAGCAGAUCCACCCUAUCUCUCUUCAACACACACACACUGGAUUGAAGCAAAGACUGUUUGAGUUGAAGGACAGCAAUAACAAACCAAAUAAAAAGGAACAGAGCCACUUGUUGAAGCAUUAUGUUGGAGACAGACUCCUCCUCGUUCAGAGCACUAUCCUGGUUAUUGUAGAAUGGCUGUUUUGUUAAUGAAGUGUAAAAGUGUACAUAAACUUAUUGUAUAAAACCUUUUUGGCCUCUUCA
Messenger RNA from Acanthopagrus latus (yellowfin seabream), 5039 nucleotides. It is a transcript of the gene xpo4, whose product is annotated as exportin 4. Gene Ontology annotation, cellular component: cytoplasm; nuclear pore. The record is from RefSeq and is a predicted model, not a curated record. Lineage: Eukaryota; Metazoa; Chordata; Actinopteri; Spariformes; Sparidae. The transcript has 24 exons. Gene Ontology annotation, biological process: protein export from nucleus. Gene Ontology annotation, molecular function: nuclear export signal receptor activity. The coding region runs from base 1 to 3480 and encodes 1159 amino acids.